GGAUUCUUUUCACGCGGCGUCACCGGAUACAAAAAACUUUUUUCCAUACUCUACAAAGGGCUGUUGCGAUAUGUAAAGUCCCAGCCAAAACUGAACUCUCGCUACUACGACAAAAUGGAACAGCUUUUGGAUAAUCUAAUGGAAUACGCUGCUCGAUCGUACGAUGUGGAUGAGAAUGAUUUCCAGACCCUAGCCCAUGGAGAUUGUUGGACAACAAAUGUGAUGUUUAAAUAUGAUGACAAAGGCAAACCAUCUACUUGUUUGCCCAUCGAUUUUCAAUUUACUACUUGGACUUCUCCGCUGGUUGAUUUGCAUUACUUUUUUAGCACUUCGCUGCAGGAGGAUGUACUAAGUCGACAAGCGGAGCUGAUCCAACACCAUUACUACGCUUUAAAAGAGAAUCUCCAGAGACUCAACUAUAAAGGCGUGUUACCUAGUUUGCAUGAAUAUCAUCUACAGUUCGAUCGACGUCGUUUUAUGGCUGUGCUGAUUUCAACAGUAUUUCAGCCAUUGAUGAUAUACCAAGGCAAAGAGGAACCAGAUUUCAUGUGUCUAUAUGAUGAAACACCGAAAGCUAUACGGUUUCAGGAUUCAAUGUAUGAAAGUGAAAGAGUGCAGGACAUGGUGGCUAAGCUCCUGUCAAUAUAUGAUGCCAAAGGAUUGCUUGAUCAGCAAUAAAAAAAACACUUAUCAAUUACUAAUAAUGCUUUAAAGAUUCUUUGUUUAUAUAAAUAAACAUUAUUUUACACACAA
This is a messenger RNA of Drosophila willistoni, 753 nucleotides long. RefSeq lists its product as uncharacterized. NCBI's taxonomy places the organism in Eukaryota, Metazoa, Arthropoda, Insecta, Diptera, Drosophilidae. The transcript is spliced from 2 exons. Bases 115 to 678 code for a protein of 187 amino acids. The record is from RefSeq and is a predicted model, not a curated record.